AUGAAAUAUAAAGAAGUAUUGAGAUUUUCUGAAGACCUUGUAGUAUUGGCUGAAAUUAUUUUCUAUAGUUGGGGUAUCACAAUUAUUAAGAGAUAGAGGAAACUUCCUCAUUAUUAGUAAUAUAUUUUCUUAGUUUUAUACUUGGAAGCACUUUAUAAGGGAUUUCCUCCUUUUAACAUAGAUUCUCAAAUUUCACAUAAAUAAUUCUGUUUUAUAUGGGUUAUGUAAUCAAAGGGAUAUCGGUUUGGAGUUCUACUUAAGAAAAUAUUUCCAUCUCAUUAAAUGUUCAUCUAAUAAUUCAAUUUCAUUUUUCAAAAGAACAAAGCAUCUAGCAAAGAAGUUUGUCUUAUUAUGCCUUUUUCUUAAUUUGCAUUAAUACUUUUAAUUACAUCACUGUAACAACUGAUAGCUACUUUAUAUUCUGCCUUGAUAUAAUUUUAGUAGUUUUAGAUGCCAAACACCUCUCCUUAAUUUUAGAUAAAAAUGCUAAAAGAUCCUAAUACCAUUAACCAAAUAGUACACUUAAUACUACAACAAAUUAGUAAAAGUUAGGGUAAACAUUUCAAUUUGAACUACCUUCAGUAAAAAGUCCAAAGGCUCCAUUUAAUUUAUAUGAUCGAUUUUCAACUAAGAAACUAACAUUUAAUACUAAAAUGGAUGUUUUUGAAUCCACAAUAAGGCUGGAAGAUUAUUUAAAAAAAGUAUUUGAGAAUGAACAGCAGAAAAGAGAUGUUAUAAUUUAAGAAUAAUUUUUUUAAUUAUCAUUAUUAUACAAAUAUAAUGAUAUUACACAUAAAAUUAAAAUAUCAGAUUUUCUCUCUGAUUAUUAUGAAGAAUUAUCAAACAUAUAUUAUUUUUCAAUUGAAGAUAAUGACACUUUUGAUUUUAGAGAUACAGUUUUGUUAAUUGAAUAGGUUAAAAAUAGUAAAAGUGAAACAUUGAUUUAGUUUUUAUUUUUGGAUGUUCCAUAAAAAUAUUAAAGAAAAUAAAGUAAAGUUAGAAAAUAAUUGUUUUUUGAUAUGUGUAAAUAAUUAUCUCAUGAACUUGGAACUAGUCUAAAUUCUCUAAUGACAUUUAGCAAUUUAGCUGCUGAAGAUUAGGGAAUUUCAGAAUAGAUUAAAACAACUUAUAUUUAUCCUAUUUUAAUAAAUAGUGUUUAAUUUAAUUUAAUUAUUAAUAAUGUUAGAGAUUUUACUCAUUUGGGAUUAAAAAUAUUUCAGCUUAAAUUAGAAGAGAUGCAUAUCAUCUAAACAGUUGAAUUUAUUAAUUCUUUAUUUGAAGAACCCCUUCAAAGUAAAGGAAUAGAAUUAUCUGUUUAAUAUCAUUUAAAAAAUGGAUUUUUAAUUACUGAUAAAGAAAGAUUUGAAUAAAUUUAUUUUUAGUUGUUAUAAAAUUCAGUUAAAUUCACUUUAUCAGGAUAAAUAAGAGUUAAUAUUUAUAAUAAUGCAGAUAGAUUUAUUUUAUCAAUCGAAGAUACUGGUAUUGGUUUGAGUGAAGAAGAUGAACAUAAUCUCAAUUAUUUGUUGGAUUAAGAUGAAUUUAUUAAAGUUUCAGAUAGUUAAGUUGGUUCUGGUAUGGGAUUAGUUAUUUCUAAUAUGAUUGUCAAAUAACUAAAUAGAGGAGUACCUAUUAAGUUUAAAAGAUUGUUGAUAGGUUCAUAAUUUUAUUUUGAAUUGCCCAAUGAUAUUUAGGAAAUCUUUAUUUCUAAUUAAAAGGCUUUAAUAGAAAAUUCUUAAGGGUCAUAAUCUAUCAAAUUGAUAUCAUAAAAUUCAUAUAUAGAAGGACCACUAGGAUAAUAAUCUCAUGUUAUAUCUUAAAAGUUAUCUUCCCAAAAAUUAUCAUUCAAAAAAAAGAGAAAAGAAACUAAAUCCUUUUCUGUUGUUCAUCAUUNUACAAAUAUAAUGAUAUUACACAUAAAAUUAAAAUAUCAGAUUUUCUCUCUGAUUAUUAUGAAGAAUUAUCAAACAUAUAUUAUUUUUCAAUUGAAGAUAAUGACACUUUUGAUUUUAGAGAUACAGUUUUGUUAAUUGAAUAGGUUAAAAAUAGUAAAAGUGAAACAUUGAUUUAGUUUUUAUUUUUGGAUGUUCCAUAAAAAUAUUAAAGAAAAUAAAGUAAAGUUAGAAAAUAAUUGUUUUUUGAUAUGUGUAAAUAAUUAUCUCAUGAACUUGGAACUAGUCUAAAUUCUCUAAUGACAUUUAGCAAUUUAGCUGCUGAAGAUUAGGGAAUUUCAGAAUAGAUUAAAACAACUUAUAUUUAUCCUAUUUUAAUAAAUAGUGUUUAAUUUAAUUUAAUUAUUAAUAAUGUUAGAGAUUUUACUCAUUUGGGAUUAAAAAUAUUUCAGCUUAAAUUAGAAGAGAUGCAUAUCAUCUAAACAGUUGAAUUUAUUAAUUCUUUAUUUGAAGAACCCCUUCAAAGUAAAGGAAUAGAAUUAUCUGUUUAAUAUCAUUUAAAAAAUGGAUUUUUAAUUACUGAUAAAGAAAGAUUUGAAUAAAUUUAUUUUUAGUUGUUAUAAAAUUCAGUUAAAUUCACUUUAUCAGGAUAAAUAAGAGUUAAUAUUUAUAAUAAUGCAGAUAGAUUUAUUUUAUCAAUCGAAGAUACUGGUAUUGGUUUGAGUGAAGAAGAUGAACAUAAUCUCAAUUAUUUGUUGGAUUAAGAUGAAUUUAUUAAAGUUUCAGAUAGUUAAGUUGGUUCUGGUAUGGGAUUAGUUAUUUCUAAUAUGAUUGUCAAAUAACUAAAUAGAGGAGUACCUAUUAAGUUUAAAAGAUUGUUGAUAGGUUCAUAAUUUUAUUUUGAAUUGCCCAAUGAUAUUUAGGAAAUCUUUAUUUCUAAUUAAAAGGCUUUAAUAGAAAAUUCUUAAGGGUCAUAAUCUAUCAAAUUGAUAUCAUAAAAUUCAUAUAUAGAAGGACCACUAGGAUAAUAAUCUCAUGUUAUAUCUUAAAAGUUAUCUUCCCAAAAAUUAUCAUUCAAAAAAAAGAGAAAAGAAACUAAAUCCUUUUCUGUUGUUCAUCAUUUUGAAGAUGAAAUUGAAAGUGAUGUUUAGAGUGAAUCACAUAAAAAUAAUAUUCAAUUUUUACCAUUAUUUUCAACAAAAUAAAAUAAAGAUAGGUUAGAAUAUUGUUUAUAAAGUGAGUGUUGCUCUAGAGCUAUGAUUGUUGAUGAUGAAUAUUACAAUAUAAGUUGUUUAAAAUUAAUUAUGCAACAAUAUGGAGUAAAAUGCGACCAUGCAUUUAAUGGUUAAGAUUCUAUUGCUUUAAUUAAAAAUAAAAAGGAAAAUCCUUGCUAACAUUGUCAUAAUUAAUAUUAUUUACUAAUAUUUUUGGAUAUAAAUAUGCCUAUAAUGGAUGGAUUUCAAACAAUCAAAAUUAUUAAAACUUAAAUGAAAACAGAAGAAAUUAAAAAGGUUUAUUGUAUAGCUAUAACAGGAUUAUCCGACCUCUUAACUAAAUAAAAAUGCUAUGAAAAUGGAAUGGAUUAUUUUAUGAAUAAACCUCUAAACUAAAAUUUGCUUAAAGAAAUUCUUUUAACAUUUUUUCCAACUUUAGAAAUUAAAGUUAUUUGA
Paramecium pentaurelia is the source of this 3559-nucleotide messenger RNA. The record is from the annotation of a GenBank genome assembly. Lineage: Eukaryota; Ciliophora; Oligohymenophorea; Peniculida; Parameciidae.